Haplochromis burtoni (Burton's mouthbrooder) is the source of this 3277-nucleotide messenger RNA. It is a transcript of the gene nek3, whose product is annotated as NIMA related kinase 3. Bases 214 to 1695 code for a protein of 493 amino acids. Gene Ontology annotation, biological process: protein phosphorylation. The transcript has 12 exons. Gene Ontology annotation, molecular function: protein kinase activity; ATP binding. The record is from RefSeq and is a predicted model, not a curated record. NCBI's taxonomy places the organism in Eukaryota, Metazoa, Chordata, Actinopteri, Cichliformes, Cichlidae.
AAUAAUAAGGAAGUAGUGGCCAGAUAAACCGCACUGGUCUAGGUGGAGGUUAUUUUGGGACGGUAUUCUUCUGUAUGUAUUGUAAAAAAAAAAAUCCCUGUACGAACACACGCGGCUUAACAAAAGCAGUGAUGUGAAGGGUCGGCUCCAUCGGCUCAUCCCGCUGUAGUUAUUUCCCCCAGUGUGCUCUUUCUCUUUCCCUCUUUGUCUUUUAUGCGAAGAUCGAUGGAGAAAUACUCCCUUGUUAAAGUGAUCGGCGAAGGCUCGUUUGGCCGGGCCGUGUUAGUGCGGUGUAAAAGCAGUCAGGAAAAAUAUGUGGUGAAGGAGAUUCAGCUGCCAAAGAAUCAGUCCAAACUGGAGAAUUCGAGGAGGGAAGCCAUCCUGCUGUCCAGAAUGAAACAUCCUAAUAUUGUGGCUUUCAGGGAGGCAUUCGAGGCUGAUGAACUCCUGUGGAUUGUUAUGGAGUACUGCAGCGGAGGAGAUCUGCUCCAGAGGAUUAAGCAACAGAAGUCAAACCAGUUCAGUGUUGAUAAUAUCUUGAAGUGGUUCGCUGAAAUGUGCGCAGGUGCAAAGCAUAUCCAUGAUCAGCGAGUUCUGCACAGAGAUCUGAAAUCCAAGAACAUUUUCCUGACCGAUAAUGGGACAGUCAAGCUUGGAGACUUUGGCUCAGCCUGUAUUUUGAACAGCUCGAAGGCUUACGCUCAUGCAUAUGUUGGAACUCCGUAUUAUGUGGCACCAGAAAUCUGGGACAAUAAGCCGUACAACAAUAAGAGUGAUGUGUGGUCUCUAGGCUGCGUCCUGUACGAGCUCUGCACCCUGCGACACCCGGUACUCCCUCCUCCAAACUUCAUGCACAGUGUGGUUUGUUGUGUCUUCACGCUUUUCUCCUGUGUCCAGUUCCAGGCAUCCAGCUGGAAGAGUCUGAUUCUUAAGGUGUGCCGGGGUGCAUACCCUCCCCUCCCCAGUCAUCUUCCUUAUGAGUUGCAGUACUUGGUCAAGCAGAUGUUCAAGACAAACCCGAAAGACAGACCGUCCCUGCACACCAUCCUGACCUCUCACAGGGUUUCUAAACUCUUGCGUACACACCUGCCCUCCCAGGGAAAAUCAGCCUCAGAGAGGGAGGAGCAGGCGAGGCAUACAGGUCGAUGGAACAGAGAGGAGGGAAAGAAUUUGGCUCGUCUUCUGGGAGAGAAGAGUUUAAUAAAAACAUCAACAUCUGAAGGUAUGGACUUAUCAAAAAGCUGCUUCGAAAGCAGAGACCCCGCCCCUCGAAAGCAGUGGUCUACUGAGCCAUCAGACACCGUGCUGCAGGUGUUAGCUAAUGCCAGUCUGGUUUCAUCUGACAGCGUGACAUCAACUGGCUGGACCUUCACAAGUUCUACUCAUGAAGGGGAGCCAGAGGACAGCAGGCAGAGAAGACGAUGGGAAAGGAAUCCUCCUGAGAGCCUUCUGAGUCUGCUGGAGAAGGCUCAGCUGAGCAAAGCCUCCAGCACCUUCAUAAUAAACAGAGGUGAAGACCCUCUGUUGGGACCCCUCUCCCAUCCUCAGGGUGAUGACACGGAUGGGCCCGAACAAGAGCUAGUUAUAGACGAGGACCGACUGCAGCCACGCUCUGAUGAUGAAGACACGGACUUUGAAGAGGAAUCUCCAUGUGACUGGAUGGAUGAAGCUGAGAAAAUAUUUUUGGAAAACUAAGACCUUUUUUCCUUCUGAGCCUGUAAAAAAGGAAAGGUUAACUUUUAAAUGCUGCAACAACACACUAAAAUUUUAACUGUGUUUAUUUUUCAGCUUGCUGUCAGAAAACCUUGUGCACAUAAAGAUGUUUGGAAGUUUUGUGUGCUCUGUUUAAUAAGUUGUGUUCGCCUCAGGUUAGCAGUGAUAAACAUUCCUUGCAAUUUGAGGCCACUGGGAAGCUUCUGUUUGGCUUGUUCGGAAAACAGGAAAUAUUAGAGUCAGAAAGGUUAUGUCUCCAUGCAGUCACACCAAUUUGAGCCCGCCUGCACCUUUUGAAGUCUGUUUCUUUUGCGAUAUCAAAAGCAGACUAAACAUCUUGUUGCUGUUAUAUGGCUUUUAUUCUUGUGACUAAACAAACCACAUAUCUGGCAUUUUCAGCUGCUUUGUUGUUUUUUCAUUUUCUAGUGAGUGCUUACAGGGCCCAUCCUUCCUGCACUCUAUUUGGUUUAUGUACCACUAGGUGGAGUUGGAAUCCCUUUGGGAUCCCAUUGUGUGGAAUGGGAAACACUAUCGUGUGGUUCAGAUCGGGGUAAUUAAAGUUUGGUAAAAUAAACUAAAAACUAAAAUUAGAUGUGAAAAAAUGUGUUUAGGUAACAAAAUAAGAUUAAAAACCAGACUUAUGGGAAAAGAAAAAAAUAACUGAAAUGGUUUUGUGAACUUAGAAGACUAACCAAAAUAAAAUAAAAUAUGGGAAAAUAUGUAGAAAAUAGCUUUAGUUUCAGACUUUCUUUGUUUGGUAAAAUUUGUUAUCAGUUCCCCUGAUGAGGCUUUGAUGGACUUGUUUAUUGAGAUUUUGUAUUCUUAUAAGAUGUCUGUCAACUGCUUUCAUAAAGGGUUUUUUUUUUAAUCCCCGUGCUGAUUUUCCUCAGUUUACCUCUGACAUAUGCACUCCAUACAAUAAUACUACUUAUCUUAACACUGACCAAAAAAAAGAAGCAAUUUUCAAACAAAACAAAACCCGAACUGAAACGAGCAAACCCACUCUGGAUACUAAAUCUAAACUGAAGUGAAAACAAAAAGUCAAAAAUGAAAUAAAAAUAAAAACUAAUUAGAAAAUACAAAAUGAUAACCAUUGUUUCAGAUGCGAUUAAGCUUCUAAUGAGCAGUGGCAGUGAAAUAAAUCAGUGAGUCCCCAUGCUGCAUAAAGACGUUAUAAAUACAAAGGAGCAAGUGGAACAUGUUACUGUAUUUGGUUUGCCAAAUGAGAAGCCUGACGGAAUAGGACCAGACAAUAGAACAGCCACAUGUUUGGCUACAGACAGACUUAACCCAAGCCUUGCCCAUUACAGUUUGGGCUGAGCAGGAUAGGGAUACUACAGCCCGUUGAGUCAACAAAACCACAAUGAUUCACCAACAGUCACACCAGAGCUGGAUUAUCCAGCUGCUAAAGUUCUUUCAGUAACUUAGAACUCCUAGUGGCUGACAUGAGCGCUCCGUGGUAUCUUUUACCAGAUAUCUGCCCACGAUGUGUUUCACUGAGGAAGCUCAACCCUUAUCACGAGGGCACAAUGAAUCCCCUCUCCAGUGCUCACAGUUCAUCUCC